AUGACGACUGAGGGAAACGAACGAUCUAUAAACAGUGGUGGUGUGAGCGGACUGGCUGAAACAAGCAAUCCGUUGUACAUGCAUCCUUCAGAUAGCCCUGGCGCAUCACUCGUCCCAGUUCCUUUUGAUGGGGGAGGAUAUCGAUCCUGGAGGAGAAGUGUUCUGCGAGCCUUAUUGGCAAAGAACAAAUUAGGUUUUGUGAAUGGAGAAUGUAAGAAACCAGAGCCCAAUUUGUCUCAAUUCUGGCUGUGGGAGCGAUGCGAUAAUAUGGUGACUUCGUGGAUUUUGAACUCACUGUCCAAGGAGAUUUCUGAUAGUAUGGAAUAUGUAAAUGACUCAAUAGAGCUGUGGAGAGAACUCGAAGAUAGGUACGGCCAGACCAAUGGCGCGAAACUAUACAAGAUUCAGAAGAAAAUUAACGAUUUAACUCAAGGCAACUUGGAUAUCACUGCAUAUUACACAAAGAUAAAAAAAUUGUGGGAAAAAUUGAACACUCUAAGCAAUAAGAGCCACUGCAUCUGCGCAUGUGUGUGUGGGCCAAAGGAAAAUGGACAUAAGGCAGAACAAGAUCGUAGAUUGAUCCAAUUUCUUAUGUGCCUGAACGAGGUGUACACCGUAGUGCGAGAGAGUAUCCUUAUGAUGACUCCAUUGCCUUCCAUGGCACAGGCUUUUUCAAUUCUAAUACAAGAGGAAAAGCACAGAGAAUUCAAGCCAAGUAAUGUCCUGAACAUGGAAUUUACCUCACUCAAUGCUAGUUCAUUCGGAACAAGGAAUUUCAGAACCACUUGCCCUUCAAAUCGUGGACCAAUUCGAUCCUUCAAUGGUAAUUUGGGCAUCUCUCUAAGGACAUACAAUCCAAAUCACAAAUUUAAUAAGGGGAAAAGAGCUGUGGCAAAUGUUCAUGGGAUGCCAACCAAUACGAUUUUCGAUAAAGGAGAGAAUGCAGAAGAAAAGGAAGAUAGUAAAGUCAUCAGUAUGUCCAAGGAGCAAUACCAAAAUGUUAUGACUAUGCUGCACAACUUUCAGGUGAAUGCAGGAGAAAAUGCAAAUAACUCUAGUGUGGGGAAUGGUUCUGUGAGCUUUGCAGCCCCUUUAAUGAAGAGGCCUCAGGAGAUUGGUGAGUACAGGGAUGGUUUAUACUUCUUGUGUUCAAGGUGCUUGAAGGGUCGCAGUGCUACUUCCACUACCAACAGUUACAUGUCAUGUGUUUGUACUUCUAAUUCAGUGACGAAUUCACAAGCAUCUGUUUUACAUUCUUCUCAUUCAUUUCAUUCACAACCAGAUGUACAUAACUCCAUUUCAAACAAUAAGAAUGAGCAUCCUAUUUCUGUUUUGAUUCCUCAUUCAUCUCAUAGCAAUAAUAUAGAUUUGUUGUGGCACAAUAGGCUUGGUCAUGUACCCUUUGCAAAAGUGAGAACCUUAACUUCUAUACCUAUCUACGGAGGCCCUACCAUGUAUCCACCCAUGGACAAUUACAAAUACUUUAUCACCAUGGUGGAUGACUAUAGUAGAUCCACAUGGACACAUCUUUUGAGUUGUAAAAAUAAUGCUCUACAAGUGAUCAAAGCCUUCCUUUCUAUGAUUGAAAAUCAGUUUGAAACCACCUUAAAGAUCAUCAGGUCUGACAAUGGCCUAGAGUUCAUAAAUAAUGAAGCUGCAUCCUAUUUCCAAUCAAAAGGUUAUCCAUUUGGAUCAAAGGGUUACAAAGUGAUAAGCUUAGCUACUAGAAAGAUACAUGUUUCUAAAGAUGUGGUGUUUCAUGAAAAUGUUUUUCCAUUUGCAUCUACUCCUAAAGAAGCUAGUUUUGAUUUUGCUUCUCAAUUCUUCUUACAUUCAAUUCCCUCUGGCCAUUCUAAUUUUUCCCCAAAACCUACUGAUUAUGAUGAUGUAUUUGUGCCUGCAUCUUGUUCAAAUGAUCAAGAAAAUGUAACUGUUACAAAACCUACUUCUAACAGCCCUGCAAAUCAUAUCUCAAACACUAUUAAAGAAGCCAUUCCUUUAAGAAAGUCUAGGACCCACAAGACUCCUACUUAUCUCAAAGACUACCAUUGUCCUAGCAUCACACCUACCAGCGAACAAAUAACUUCCUUGUCCUUGAAUGCUUUAUUUUUGAAGAAUCGGCAUAUUACCCAAGUGAGGCUCUCUUGGAACUUACAUGAGCCAGUUCAUAUGCAAGAUCCAAGAGAGCCUCACUUGCAAGCAGUUUUUCAUUUGUUGAGGUAUAUUAAGAAGGAUCCUACACUUGAGAUUUUUCUGUCCAACAGUCCGAAUUUUUGUGACUCUGACUGGGCGUCUUGUCCAGAUUCUAGAAGAUCUGUCUCAGCUGAGGCAGAGUACAGGUCCUUAAGAAAGGUUGUUGGUGAACUAGUAUGGUUAAGCAGACUCCUCGAAGAAUUGAUUGUCUCAGCUCCUAAGCCAUAUGCAGUCUUUUGUGACAACCAAUCAGCUCUCCACUUUACCAAAAAUCCAGUAUUUCAUGAAAGAACCAAGCACAUAGAAGUGGAUUGCCACUUCAUAAGAAACAAGCUUCAAGAAGGCCUUGUGUCUCUGCAUCAUGUGGCCACCGCUGACCAGCUGGCAGAUGUUCUUACAAAAGCACUAAUGGGAGUGAAACAUUCAGCAGUUCUUGGCAAGUUGGAUCAUGGGAUUGAAAAUAAUACAGAAGCAUACUACAAGAAAAUGCUCACAGCUUACCCGGGAAAUGCACUUUUACUUGCAAACUAUGCCAGGUUUUUGAAAGAGGUAAUCGUUCAUGAGAAAUGA
Messenger RNA from Capsicum annuum, 2763 nucleotides. RefSeq lists its product as uncharacterized. Gene Ontology annotation, biological process: DNA integration. Gene Ontology annotation, molecular function: nucleic acid binding. The transcript has 7 exons. Lineage: Eukaryota; Viridiplantae; Streptophyta; Magnoliopsida; Solanales; Solanaceae. The coding region runs from base 1 to 2763 and encodes 920 amino acids. The record is from RefSeq and is a predicted model, not a curated record.